AUGUCAUGUUUUAAUUUGUUAAAGAUAUAUGUACCUACUGUGUUAAGCUUAGGGCAUUUCAUUAGUAGCAUACAGUGUAUACACUUUUUAAGUUACGUGCUUUUAAGUGGGGGUUUAUCUAUAUCAGAUUCUAAUAAUACCGAUGAGGAUGAUAAAGAUGAUGAAAAUGACGAUAAUAAUGAUAGUGCUAAUGAUAAUGGUAAUGACAAUAAUGAUGAAAAAGAAAGUAAUAAAAGAAAAAUUGAUUACCUUAUUGAUGAUAGUGGGAAAAUGAAUUUACGUAGUAAAAAAAUGAAUAAUUUAAAGCCGUUAUUUAUAAAUAGUGAAUCCGAAAUACAGUAUUUCUUUAGGAGUGAUGGUAAUUAUGAUGAACUAUAUGACAAGUAUCCCUUAUGUGAAGCAAAAUAUAAGCUUGUAGAUAAAAUAAAAGGACUUCAUAUAUUUCAGUUUGCAUUGAAUAAAUCAAAAAAAAUAGUGCUUCUUAAAACAUGUAUUAUGGAAAUGUAUGAUGUGUUUUUUGUUACCAUUAGGAAUACUAAUGAUGUUGUAUCAAUAAUAUCAACUGUUUAUGGUUAUGUGCCAUAUAUAUUUAUGGCAAUAGGUUUUCUAGGGUUAUUAUUUACGUUUAAUAAAUUUUUAAUAUAUAUUACUUUUUUAAUUACAACGGAUUUUGUUUUAAAUGAUUUAAUUUUAAAAAAAUUAAUUAAAAUGAAUAGACCUAUUAAUAGUGCAGUGCCUUCAUAUGGUAUGCCCUCUACACACAGUUUAAUGUCUAUUAGUAUUUUAACAUUUUUAUUACUUCAUUUAUGUGAAGGAAAAAAAGACAAAUGGAGUAUAAUGACUUAUAUCUUGGCUAUAAUUGCUCUGCUGCCAAUUCCUUGGAGUCGUGUUAAUAAUGAGGACCAUACAUUCUAUCAGGCUUUAAUUGGAAGCUUAUUAGGUGUGCUAAGUGGUUUCGUCUUUUAUUUUGUAAAGAGGAAUUUUUCGAAGUGUAAAGACGCAUGA
Plasmodium malariae is the source of this 1005-nucleotide messenger RNA. RefSeq names its product PAP2-like protein, putative. Lineage: Eukaryota; Apicomplexa; Aconoidasida; Haemosporida; Plasmodiidae. The transcript has a single exon. Gene Ontology annotation, molecular function: sphingosine-1-phosphate phosphatase activity. The coding region runs from base 1 to 1005 and encodes 334 amino acids. The record is from RefSeq and is a predicted model, not a curated record.